Molecule: messenger RNA, 746 nt
Organism: Bursaphelenchus okinawaensis
Lineage: Eukaryota; Metazoa; Nematoda; Chromadorea; Rhabditida; Aphelenchoididae
Source: the annotation of a GenBank genome assembly
AUGGUCUCCAGAAGUUUGGUUAUCGUUGCUUUGGCUGUGUUUGUUGUGCCAGCUCAAUCUCAAAGCUUGUUGAGCUUGUUGCCACCUCAACUACAAGGUAUUAAUUAUAUUAUUAUAGUUUAAAACGCCAUUCUGUAAGAAGCAUACAAUAAUACUUCAAUAAUUUCAGCACUCCUCCCACCAUCAGCCCUUCCUCCCCUCGCUUCCUUGACUCCACGUGAUGUUCAAGUAGUCCAAGCCAUUAUCAAUCAAUUCCCUCAGUUCUCUUCAUUGCCACAGCUCCUGAACACCUUGGCCGCUAACUCUCCAGCCUUGUCAGCUUUGUUGAACCAAGCUAUCGCCAAGGCCAAGUCCGAAUUGGCAUUGACUGAAGCCAUGCUCUUGCCACCAACCAAACAGUUCUUGAGCAACGUAAGAGUGUUUCUAUAUAUUUUGUAGGCUAAACCGCACUUUUUAAAAAUUUUUAAACUUUUAAAAAUUUUUUUGUUUUUAGACUUUUCUAUGAUCUUAUAGCUAUGAAACAAAAGUUUAUAUAGUUUGCCAAAAAAUUAGGAUCUUUGAAACUGUUAACUGCUAACGUUUUUCAGCUCGGACUGAUCGCUCAAAAUGCUGCUCUUCAAGCCAAGAGUCUUUUCCAAAUCCAAACUCCACCAACCAUCGCCAACCUUGAAGCCACCUUCCCAUCUCUUUCCAGCCUAGUCCAAACCCCAUUGGCCCAACAAGCCCUCCCGUUGGUACUCCCUUGA